This is a messenger RNA of Phanerochaete carnosa HHB-10118-sp, 1068 nucleotides long. RefSeq lists its product as uncharacterized. The transcript is spliced from 4 exons. Lineage: Eukaryota; Fungi; Basidiomycota; Agaricomycetes; Polyporales; Phanerochaetaceae. The record is from RefSeq and is a predicted model, not a curated record. The coding region runs from base 1 to 1068 and encodes 355 amino acids.
AUGGAAAAGGUCUUCCUCGGUGUGCUUGCUGGCUCCGUAUCUGAGGACGUGAUGCGCGCCGUCCGUGGACUCUUAGACUUUAUCCACUACGCCCGGUUUGAAACUCACACAACUACAUCUCUAGAGGCUCUCAAAGUGGCAUGGCGGCAGUUCCACAUAUACAAGUACGCGUUCAUUACUUACUACAAUGCCAAGCAGGCGAUGCCGGCGAACUACGCGAAUUUCAGCGGCAUCCCGAAGCUUCACAGGAUGGAUCACUACAUUCAGUCGAUCCGUCUGCUUGGCACCGCAGACAGAUACAAUACAGAGGGCCCAGAGCGUCUGCACAUCGAUUUUGCUAAGUUGGGUUACCGCGCAAGCAAUCAUAGGAAUUACUUUGGCCAGAUGACGACCUGGCUCGACCAUCAGGAAGCCGCCAUUUGCUUCGAUGCCUAUCUACAUUGGCUGCAACUUCCAGGGCUUAGAGAGAAGGAGCUGAAGGAUGCGGAAGACAAAGAGGAAGGCAUCGCACGAGCCGAGACAACCAGCGUCCAGUUCAAGGUUGCAAAGAAACCUCCGUAUCCGCUACUCUUUGCUGGCGCCAUCGCAAAAUCUUACGGCGCUCGCGACUUCUCGUGGCAUCUCGAGGCCUUUCUCACGGAACGCGCUCACUCUGCAACUCAGCUUGUCCCCCAGUCUACGAUAGCGGAGAUCAAGAAAAUCAGCACGAAAACUGGAGUUCCCGUGUACAAGCAGCUGAAGCUUCGAUUACCCGCCAUGGCGCAGGUCUCGACAGCUGAUAGCUUAGAGUGGGACACCAUCCAAGCAGUCCCCAGAGCUUCUGAGAGCCUCAGAGGCACGGAGAUCAACGCCAUGCCCGCAGUGUUCUCGACGGUCUUAGCUCACCGAUGGUCAUCUCAGACAACUGGUCUAUCGGGGUGUUCGCCUUUGCAUGACCUUUCGAUCGGGCAAGUGCGUGUCAUCUUUCGUGCUCCCGAUGUGUUCCGUGACCUUGUACCUGAGCUUCUCGUGUUUGUUCAGUGGUACACUCCACUGAAUAUGUACGAUGAAGUCUCAGCGCAUCUGUGA